CCAAUACAUGCCUAAAAGUCUAUCAAUUUUCAUAAUUCAGAAUCUAAUCCUCUAGAAAAAAAAAAAAAAUCCUCUAGAUCGAUAUUUAAAAACUUAUUAAUUAAAGCGCCUGAACUUUUGUAACACUUCAGAGUCCUAUAUAUAUACAUACUCCAUGACCCAUUAGUGUGCAUUCAGUCCUUCCACCAUUUCACCCAUUAAAAUUUGCAGGAAAGCAAGCUUGUUUCUGACUCUACCAAUUUGCUCCCCCUUGUCCUCUUAUUGUUCAUCACUGUUGGGACAAUGUUGAUCACCGUAAAGGGUGACAUAUGCUCCGAAGGUUUGGGUGAAUGCGGCAAUGACUGUGACGAACGAUGUCGUUCUAAGCAUCUAGGGCAAAAUCCUCAGGGAUCUUGUGAAACUGAGAUUUUGCCUCCAUUGUGUACGUGCAACUACGAGUGUGGUUCAUUGCCACCAAGUCCUCCAGAACCACCAAAAAGAGAUUGCAACGCAGGACUUGGCCCGUGCUCCGCUGAUUGCAGCGAUGACUGCUGUAAUUCAGAAUGUGCUAGCCAAUUUAACCAAAGGGAUAGCCAAUUCAGAAUGUGUAAUAUUGUUGUCCCAAUUUCUGUUUAUACAGGAGGAAGCUUCUACCAUCAAGGCAGCUGGAAAAGCAUGGUACCAAACGAUGAUCUCCGACAGUGAUUACACCGAGUUUGACGUUGUCCAGAAGUGGCUUGGUGUAUCCCAGUGAUUUGCUUUAGUUUAUUAUGAUUCGGUCUUUACCUGUCUUAUUGUAUGUGGGAGGACAACGUGUUUUUCCUCUAAGCUUCUGUCUAGCUGGAAUUAUCACUAGCUAGUCUAAUUUUUCAAUUUUGUUCGAUGACAAUGUUAGCUACUUUGGUUUGGUUAUGUAUCUUCCAGAUUUUCAACUUUUAUAUGCUACUAUGAUGUCUUGGUUUUUUUUUGUAUUAGUUUGAUAAUAAGUUGGUGUUUGUUUAGACUUGCAAUUUAUAACUUUAUGGAUCAGAAAUUCAGAACAUACCAGGUUUUUUAGUUGCUCCCAAAAAACUUCUAUAUCAGGUUUUGAAUUUGUAGGAGUCCGCAAUAGAGACAGAACUGAUAUGUAAUUUAGAAAGUUGAACACUAGAGCAAUCGAGCUCAAUUGUAACAUCUGCAUUGGGAUUUUUAAGGUCCAAAUAUAUCGGUACAUAUGUAAUCAAGUUGAACAGUUGAUCACAUAUGCAAUCAAAACUCAGUUGUAGCAUGUGCUUUGGGAUUUGUAAUGUCCAAAUGUGUAUAUAGUUGGGGAAGUGAAAAAUGAAAUUAGCUAUCACUCAACUGAGAGGCAAUCAUCUUUUCUGAACAGAAGGCGCCAACUAAUUCGACACUCGCUCAACUAACUGCCUCAUCAUCAUGCUCAAAUAGUACUAGCUAUUGUCAGUUGCAUCAUAUACCCGAACACUAGAUAAUGUUCGAUUGAAGGUCUUUCCUAUAUUUCCUGGAUAGAUGAGGAUCUUAGGUUCCCCGGAAAUGGCAUAUACUUAAAACCUUGGAGAAGUUACCGAGAACCAAGCAAGUUUCUCUCCUGAAGUGUAGAAACCAAUAGAAGACUCUUCACCUAAAUUUCCAUCAAGUUUGAAUAUAUAACAAGCAACCACAGUGUACCUUCCAGUUGCUUCAACUUCCUUUUUCAGGUCAGUUUUAGUUUUAAAGUAGAUCUCUAUGAUUUCUUAACUCAGUGGUUUGGAUAGUAUCAAUUUAUUCUCCAAGUUCAUUUACUUUCUGUUAACAUUUAACAAGAAAUGCAAAUGCCUCGGCAUAGUUAUUGUGCUAUUUCCUCUUUUGCUACCCAGAAAUGCCAAAGCCACUUUGCAGACUGCUGAACCCUAAAAUCUAUAUAGGUACUGUGAUGGUUUUCAAGUCACAGACUGCAUGGAAGCAAACCAGGGGCCUCAUACAUUCUACUAACCCCUUGUUAGUCAGUUAUUCUGCAUAUUUUGUCAAUCUGCAUAUCUUUAUUUAAUGGGGGUUAAAAGCCAGUUACCAUUUCAAUACAAAAGAAGGCAGGACCUGUUCAUACAUCACUUCUUUUAUAAUUUAAUAGAACUUAAAAGUGAGCAGUCUAGAUAUUUCAUCUAUUUCUUAAUUUAACAAUGAAGUACAAUAAGAGACGUACGGAGUAAAGUUUCCCUAAAGCUAAUACAUCAGUAAUAUAGGCAUUUUAUGAAUGAAAAUGAGUAUGUCAAAAUGAGACUUGUACGUGUUCUAAACCAUACAUCAAAUUUAGAUGACCCUGCAUUAAGUCUGAUUUUGUCCCAAACAUGGGCAUUGCAGAUUUUUCUUAGACAUUACCCAAUUAUAUUUAUGCAUUUUAGUUACUGUAAAAAUCAAAAUAAACAUGGCUUUACUAAAACAAACAGAUACUCUAUGAUUAAUUGUCUUUGGUGUAGGAGCUUCAGACUGUAAAGUGAGAAGGUAAAACAACAAAAGCCAGCAAACAGACAGACAAGCAUACACAUUUAAAUAGUUAUGCAAGGAAGAUAAGUAUGGCAUCGAAGAAUUCCCAUUAGAAUUCAUAAUUGAUCUCCGAUAGACAUAUAUAAGUAGAAUUUUGCAAACGUUGCAAAAGCAUCCAAUUACCUCAUGUACCCUUCACUUGUCAGGAUGAGCACGUACACUUGAGCUUGCAGCGUGUAUGAUAUGCAUAGGAUCUAUGAAUACGCUUAUUUGCCUUUUUUUCUG
Messenger RNA from Rosa rugosa (rugosa rose), 2724 nucleotides. RefSeq names its product defensin-like protein 182. The transcript has a single exon. Bases 283 to 684 code for a protein of 133 amino acids. Lineage: Eukaryota; Viridiplantae; Streptophyta; Magnoliopsida; Rosales; Rosaceae. The record is from RefSeq and is a predicted model, not a curated record.